GCUUGCUGUUUGGGGUUUUAGGCUGGGUUUCUGUACAGCACUUUGUGAUAUCAGCUGAUGUACGAAGGGCUAUAUAAAUACAUUUGAUUUGAUUUGAUUUGUGUAAAACAUUUUUAAUUCUGUGUGCGAUGCAUUUUGGCCGUAUUUUUGAAUUCACAACAUUGAAGUGAAAGAGGCCUUCAACUAUUUAGAUGGGCUGGAUCUUUAUGUUUGUCAUCUGGGUAUUGUUUUAGUUAUAGUGAAAACAGACCUUCCUGCUGCGUACCUGACAGACCAUUUUUUUUUUAUCUGAGUAGUUAAAACAAGUUACUAAUGGAGCUUUGAGUACAUUAAAAAAGGCUUGAUAUUUUACCUUUAACUAGGCAAGUCAGUUAAGAACAAAUUCUUAUUUUCAAUGACAGCCUAGGAACAGAACUGAUUUGUACCUUGUCAACUUGAGGAUUUGAACUUGCAACCUUUCAGUUUCUAGUCCAAUGCUCUAACCACUAGGCUACCCUGCUGCAGGUAUGCAAUCAAGCCCUGGGGUUUUUCCAGAUUGAAAUUAUUUAAAUUAUACCUUUCAUUGGCAUUCACAUUGAUAUUUUUGUGAAUUUGUUCAUUUUCAAUUUUGUAUUAUUUGAAAAGAAUUCCUUACAGUAAGCUUGCUUUUUCAAAUAUAAUUUGGAGAGUCAUAGGUGACUUCGUCUUUAGUAACGAGUUUCUGCAAAUUAUUUUUGGUAUCGUUCCUGUGUUGAAGAUUCAUGUAGAAUUUGGCAGGGAUGGUGUUAGACGGUGAUGAGCUGUGCCUGGUUUUCUCCAGACAUAGCACUUUGAAUUCAGGCCAAAGAGUUACAUUUUUGUCUCAUCAGACAGAAUAUUUUGCCUUAUGCUCCGAGUCUUUCAUGUGCCUUUUUGCAAACUCCAUACGUGCUGUCAUGUACCUUUUUCAAAGGAGUGGGUUCCAAAUGGCCAUUCUCCCAUAAAGCCCAGAUUGGGGAAGUGCUGCAGAGACUGUUGUCCUUCUGGCAUGUUCUUCUAUCUCAGCCAAGGAACUCUGUAGUUUUGUCCAAGUGGUCAUUGGGUUCUUGGUCACCUCCCUGACCAAGGUGCUUCUUAUCCGAUUGCUCAGUUUAGUUGGACAACCAGCUCAAGGCAGAGUCUAGGUGCUUUUAUAUUUUUUUCAAUUUCCCAAUGAUAGAGACCACUGCUCUUGGAAACUUUCAGCACUCUAGAAAUUGUUUUAUACCCUUCCCCAAUUAUGUCUAAUCACAAUUCCAUUACGGAAAUCUACAGACAGUUCCUUGGACUUCAUGGUAUACAGUAGUUUCAGCUCUGACAUCCACUUUUUACUGUAGGACCUUAUAUAGACAGGUGUUUCUUUCUAAAUGAUGUCCAAACUAUUGAAUUGGCCACAGGUGGACUCUAAUAAUUUUUGUAGUGACAUCUCAAGGAUGAUCAAAGGAAAUUGGAUGCACCUCUGAGCUCAUUGUGGUGUGACAUAGCAAAGGUUUGGAAUACUUAUGUAAAUAAGAUAUUUCGGUAUUUCAUUUUCAUUUGCAAAUAUUUGAUAAAACAUGUUUUCACGUUAUUAUGGAGAAUUGUGUGAAGACAAGUGAGACUUAAAACAAUAUAUUUCAUCCAUUUUGAAUUUAGGCUGUAACAACUAAAUGUGGAAUAAAUAUGAAUCCUUUCUGAAGGCACUAUUUUCCCUAGGCCUAUGAUAAUGUCUCUGAAACCCCGCCCAUUAUGUGUCACAGCAAGACAAUCUCGUGGCCUAUAGCAGUCAAAACUCCGGCUCCAGCUCAUAGAUCGAGAAAAGCCGACUAAACUAGUUCUGAAGGACAAGGUUGACAUAAGUUUACCUACCAGCAUCUCGUGUUUUUUUUUAUAUUGGACGGAUCGGAAUUUACCGUUACAACUUGAAAGUCCAGUCCGACAGCGGGAAAUGACACAGGAGCUUGCAAAAAAGAGAGGUGUUCUGGUGUUCCAGAAUGAGGCGUCAUACAGCGGUGGUCGGCGGCAGGCGCUCACGGAGCAUGACGAGGACUGGAGGACCUUCCUAGGGAACCCCCUGACCGCUGCCUCCAAGGCCAUGAUGCACAUCAACGGAGAUGAGGACAGUGCCAAUGCUCUCCUCUACAACUACUAUAAGGUGCCACAAGACAAGAGAACGACUGGACAGCCCAAAACAGAAGUUAUUGUGGGCGAUGCUGAUCCAAACAAUAUGAACUUCGUGGUGCCACUCCAAGAUUCCCCCCUGGCCAUGACAACUCUGAGGACCGUCCAUCGCAACACUGCGGCCCAGGGCAGCAGCCAACCCAGCCGGGGGGACAAAACCCAGGCUCUCUACCCAGCCUCAAACUCCAUAGUCUGCAUCUCCACCACCUCCAGCCCUCCCCCAUACUCCCUCAGCCCAGAGGGGACCCAGGCCCUGCACUCCUUCCCCGUUUGCACCCCCACUGGUCCCCACGGUUCCCAGUCGGAUGGCAUGGCCUUCAGUCGCCACCUCAGCCAGUACAGCCCUAGAGCCCGGAGCCUCACCCCUGACUCCACCUACACAAAGUCCUACAAGGACAGCACCAAUGAGGUCUUCCCUCCCUCUGAGGAGGUCCAGCUACGUAUGACCUCCAUCCCUCCUGGUGGAUACCCUUACUACAGCUCCACAGCAAGUCAACACUUUGAGUACAUGCUGGAGGCUCCCCAGUCUCUCUGGACCAAGAGCAGCAGUGGCCAGAUGAGCUACCUGAACAAGGCCCAGUUCUACCCCAUCACCUUGAGAGCACUAGGGGGCACCCCGCUCCAAUCUCAUCUCAGUGGAGAAGUCCGGAGUGUGGUGAUGCUUGUGUUUGGAGAGGAGAAGCUCACAGAGGACCAGCUCAAAUACUGGAAGUACUGGCACAGCAGACAGCACACAGCCAAGCAGCGUUGCAUUGAUAUUGCUGACUAUAAAGAGCGAUUCAAUACGAUCGCCAAUAUUGAGGAGAUCGCCUACAAUGCCAUCUCUUUCACAUGGGACACGAAGGACGAGCCACGGGUGUUUGUGUCUGUGAACUGUCUAAGUACAGACUUCUCCCCUCAGAAGGGAGUGAGGGGCCUUCCUCUCAACCUCCAGAUUGACACCUACAGCUUUGGGAGCCAUGGUCACAAGCUAGUACACAGAGCCUACUGCAUGAUUAAGGUGUUCUGUGACAAAGGUGCCGAGAGGAAGAUCCGAGAUGAGGAAAGGAAGCAGCCUUACAGGAAGGGAAAGAGACAGGAGACAACCGCAGCCUAUGUAGAACACCCUCUGCAGCUGAAGCAUGUGGCCAUAGCAUCGUUCAAAGCCAUGAGUGACAUGGACUCCCAGCCAGUUCUCUUCAUUCCAGAAGUCCACUUCCCCAGCACCCAGCACCACCAUGCAAGCCUACCAGAUGACAGUGAGGAUAGCUUGGGGCAGAAGAGACUACUCCACUGUGAUGAGGACUUUGAGUUGGCUCCUCACAAGAAAGCAAGGCGGGACGGACCAGAGAAAGUGCUGCUUUAUGUCCGUAAGGAGACAGAGGAGGUGUUUGAUGCUCUGAUGCUGAAGACGCCCACUCUGGCAGGACUACUGGAGGCUGUAACUGAUAAAUACGAGCUGCCGCUUGAAAAAAUGGGGAAAGUCUACAAGAGGUGCAAAAAAGGGAUCUUAGUCCAUAUGGACGAUAACAUCAUCAAGCAUUACUCCAACGAGGAUGCCUUCCAGAUCAACAUGGAAGAGGUGGGGGGGGAAAUGCUGCUGACACUGACUGAGAUCUGA
Messenger RNA from Oncorhynchus mykiss (rainbow trout), 3757 nucleotides. Its product is annotated as grainyhead-like protein 1 homolog. NCBI's taxonomy places the organism in Eukaryota, Metazoa, Chordata, Actinopteri, Salmoniformes, Salmonidae. Gene Ontology annotation, molecular function: RNA polymerase II cis-regulatory region sequence-specific DNA binding; DNA-binding transcription activator activity, RNA polymerase II-specific. The record is from RefSeq and is a predicted model, not a curated record. Gene Ontology annotation, cellular component: nucleus. Gene Ontology annotation, biological process: regulation of transcription by RNA polymerase II.